Bombina bombina (fire-bellied toad) is the source of this 1140-nucleotide messenger RNA. RefSeq names its product interleukin 34 (gene IL34). The record is from RefSeq and is a predicted model, not a curated record. The coding region runs from base 213 to 764 and encodes 183 amino acids. NCBI's taxonomy places the organism in Eukaryota, Metazoa, Chordata, Amphibia, Anura, Bombinatoridae. The transcript is spliced from 7 exons. Gene Ontology annotation, molecular function: macrophage colony-stimulating factor receptor binding; cytokine activity. Gene Ontology annotation, biological process: positive regulation of protein phosphorylation; positive regulation of monocyte differentiation; positive regulation of macrophage differentiation.
UCUGCUCUUUGUAUAGAAAUACAAAUCUGAAUAAAGACAUCUGCCAGAUACUUCCAACUGGGUUUUAUCCGAUUUCAUUUAAGGAAGAAAAUUGGAGGUGAUAACUUGAACAGGAAAUCGAGUAGGUUUUCAGAUUAGCAACAUAUUUCUGGGUAAAAGAGGGCUUUUAGUCUAUGAGAACAACACACUGAAUUUUUGUUUUUACUGAGAAAAUGCAGAGGAGAAUUAUCCUAUUUCUUUGUGUACUUGAUCUAUGGAAAGCUGCUAUGUUACAGGAUGAAUGUCAGAUUACACAGAUAUUAAAUGGCAAACUGUUGUACGAUAACCGUUUACUCUACAUGGAGGAUAACUUCCCACUAGAUUACAAACUGUAUGUGACAUAUGAAGAUGUGCUACGCUACCAAAACAUCACCAGUCUGAUUAAACAGGGCAUCACUGUGAAGGAACUGCGUUACCUCUGGGGCAUUGUGAAUGAAGGAAUCCUUCUGAAAAUCAAAGCUGUGUUGCGAGAGAAACAUCCUUCAUUCACCUAUGUUUCAGAUCUUCUGACUAUUUUCAAAGCUCUAAUGGAUACACAGAGAGAGAGAGAAAUGGAGACAAACACAACAAUUAUGCAAGACAUUUUGGAAAGACGGAGGAUACCAGAUGCUAUAGGGAAGCCAGUACGUCCAAAGGCUCUUAUGGAUAACUGCUUUAAAGUCCUGUAUGCACUUUAUGAGGAGGAGUGUGGACUUUGUAACCCCAGCUACAUACUGUCCCUUUGAGCUCUCCCUGGCAGCGUAACUACAGCUGGAAAGCAGCAGGACCACAUUUAUUGGAUAUUGUUGCUCUUUUUUUAGUACAUUCCAUCAGUUUAAGGAAACAUGCGCAGCCGUGCUCUCCUGGCAACAAACUCUGCAUGAAAGUGACAAGUGGCCAAGUGAAACAAGCAGCAUCUGUAGAUUAGUCUUUCUGCAGCUCAUUGGUACGGAGUUUGUCAUAACAAAAGAAAAGAGGAAUGUGACAUAAAAAGGAAAGAAGAUCUAUGUGCUGCCUGUGCAGAUAACUUCAAUAACUGAAAGCUGAGACUGAAAUUGAACACAUGAAUAUUAUGGCUUUUGACAAUAUCUUAGUAACCUCUAAAUAAAUCAGAUUAUUUUA